CUUGGCGACGUCACAGCUUCGAAUCCAACCGGGAUCGCUCGAGAGGGAGAGGCACAAGAAAGUUCGGCCCUUAAAGCACUUCUCAAAAUAAUUAAAAUAAUUGAACAGUGGCUGCGACUGUGGGUGGCGAUCGGUUUAUCAGCUCAAGUGUGGACACAACAAACUAGCACGCGUAUAACCCAGGACGGGGCGACAUUCGAGUGGGGAUGGAAGGUGCAGCCGAACGCGGGAACUGUCGAACACUACUACGUCAAACUACCGGAGGCUGCACCGCAAACUUACCAAAACAACCAAGAGCAGAAUUCCUCGCUACCUCACGACCAAGGGCACGACACGCCGCAAUCUCCAGUCGAAAUAUAUCUCCUUCAACAGCAAUAUCCUGAGCAGGAACAAAUCCAGGUCUUGCCCACUGCAAACCCGAUACAAUACUCCCCUGUGCCAUACACAUCUUUCACAACCCCUCUAUACAACAUACAAACACAACAUACUAUACCAGAAGACUCAAAAGAGGAGAGCUCUCAGCCUCUUAAACAAGAGGAACCGAAUGAGCAAACUAGCUACUCAAACUCAGUCGUAAGAGUUUUCAAAGACCACAAUUGUACUGACCAUGAUGAUAAGGAAACAGUCACCGACACACAGAAAUAUGAAGUCGAUGAUAUUAAUGGAAAUUUCGGAGUCAAAGACAAAACUGAACGACCGUUGAGCUACAGAGGAGCGGUGCAUUUCAGAGUAGAAUCGCCUAGAGAAAACGCUAGAAGCGAAAGGUAUUAUUUUACUACCGUUGCAACCCCUACCAUUACUGAAAAUUCUAUUGAUAAUCAAGACAGUAUAUCUAGACUAGUUGCUUCGACUCAAGAUUUGAUAUCAAAUGAUGAUUUAUUAAGAAUUAAUCAUGCAGCUGAAAAACAGGCAAAUAUACAAAACGACGACUUAAUCAAACCAAGAUUUAAUCUACAAUCGGAGCAAACUAGAUACAAUACAAACAGAUUCACAGUGCAGGCGAAAAUAGAAAAUAUUGUCAAAAGCGAUGUGGAACUUGCAGAAAAUGACGACUCCAAAGAACGAAUUCUACAAACCAGUUCAAACGAGUACAAAUUCGCCUCUCCUAUUGUAGUUCAAGACAGUUAUGAUAAAGAUCAAAUAGUUAAUAACAUAGUGUCCACUGUGGCUCCUUAUCUCGACGAUGGUUAUGAAGUCGUGAGUGUAAGAAAUACUCUUAAUAACACUGAACUAGAUAAUGAUAGCGGAGAGACCGUUGAUGUAACUCCGAGGCCCAUCGGUCCCAAAUAUUUAGCUCCUAUAACAGUUGCUCUGAGACUACUUAAUGCUAACGAAACAGAUUAUAACUCUUUAGAAGAUCACACAGGAUCCGAUAGUGAAUUAAUCGAAGAAACUGUUGAAGGCCCUAAGAAAGAGAAGACAAUAGUUGAAAUCCAAAAAUCUAUUCCUAUCUCUAUCACUCACAUCAAUGAUGUCGAAGUACACGAAUAUUUGGACGAAGGAAGAAGCAAUAAUAAAGGAUCUUUAGAUAACUCAAAGGUUAUUUACGAUAAGUACAUAGACGCGUUAUCAUCAUCGAAGACACUUCAAAAUAAUAUGAAUGAACUGCUUUAUAAAAUGGGUUUCUUGAAAAAGGAAAAUGGUAUUAGCAAUUUCAAGAAAACUCAAAAAUAUGAUGACAAAGACCACUUAGAGUCCAGCGAAGAUAGAAGAACAGAAGUUGAAGUAAAACCCGAUGGUAGUAGUAAUCAGAGAAGCGAGUUGGUACACUAUUACAACGAUUAUGGACAGGGAAAUGAAAAGGUAAUUCAGCCAAUCAUUAUUGAGAAAGAAGUUCCCGUAACACAAUAUGUUGAUAGAUAUAUAGAGAAGAAAGUGCCUUAUCCAGAACAAGUGCAAAUUAUAAAAGAAGUAGAUAGGCCCGUGCCUGUUCCUGUCCCUUACGAGAAAAUCGUCGAAAAGCCCGUUGAAAUAACUAAGUAUGUCGACAAGCCUUAUCCGGUUGAAGUAUUGCAACCUUUCCCUGUACAUAUUCGUGUCCCGUAUCCAGUAGAACAAAAGGUUUUCAUCGAUCGACCAAUUCAUAUACCAUUCCCAGUGGAGAAAUUGAUUGAAAAGCAAAUAAUACAUCAGGUUCCCGUUCCUACACCCGUAGGAAUACCUAUAGAAGUGCCAGUCGAGCAGCAAGUAUUAUAUCCUAUACCUAUUGAAACGCCCGUACCGGUGCCAGUCGAAAAACCUAUUCAUAUAGAGAAAGUUAUUCAUAAACAAGUCCCAGUUCCCUAUCCAGUUGAAACUAAAGUGCCUUAUCCUGUCAGAGUUGAAACAAAAGUCCCUGUUCCGUAUCCAGUAGAAAAACCAGUGCCCGUACCUGUAGAAAAAAUCGUUGAAAAACCUGUGACUGUUACGAAGGUCGUCGAAAAACCUGUUCCGGUUCAAGUACCUGUUCCACACCCCGUGCCUGUUGAAGUUAGAGUGCCACAUCCUUAUCCGGUCGAAAGAAUAGUCGAAAAAAAGAUCCCAUACCCUGUACCUUACGACAGAGUAGUCGAGAAAAAGGUACCGUUUAACGUGCCUUAUCCAGUCGAAACUGUUGUCGAGAAGAUAGUCGAAAAACCUGUGGUUGUUACUAAAUAUGUUGACAAACCUUAUCCAGUCGAAAAGCGUGUGCCUUAUCCCGUCGAGAAAAUAGUCGAAAAGAAAGUACCCUACCCUGUUGAAGUUCCUGUAGAAGUUCACGUACCGUAUCCAGUUGAAAGGAUUGUCGAAAAACAUGUUAAAUCGCCAACGACACAUAUCAAAGCUGUGUGGCGCGCAGAGCAAUCGCAAAAUGUCCCGCAAUACGUGAAAUACUAUGAAAAACCGAAUGUAAAACAAAACAUACAAGAACAAAAAGAAAACGAACAAAGACAUCAACAAAUCCACGAGCAACACAAGCAACAAGCUAUUAAUCAACAAAUUCAUGAACAAAAACAACAAGAAAUCAAUCAACACAUUAAAAACCUACAACAACAGUUUCAGAAGCAGGAAAACUUGAUACAGCAUUACAGAAACUUGAAGUUUCUACCACAGUUGGUCCAAAAGCAACAGUGGGGUAACCAAUACGCUUCUUCCUACCAAUACAUCAAUAGUACACCUAACUUUGAGAUCCAGCAGUUCAAAAAGUCGCCAGCGUUGACAAAUUACUUAAUGUAUUUAACGAAUCGCAGUCCUUAUGAAUAUUACGGUCCGCCGCCGGUUAAAAACUAUGAAAAUUUGUGGGAGAAAAGUCAAAAUUCCGAUCCAAAAUUACGAAGGACCGACAGGACUUUAGUUACGAAUUUAAGGAUUGAGUAUGGAUUUAAGCCGCCUUUGAUUCCGAGUAUAGAAGUGGACUUAGAUGGGAUACCGGUCAACAAACAAGAGACAUGAGUAAUUUAAGCAUAGUUUAUAGAUCUCAGCGCCAUUUUGUUAUGUGAUUGAUCUUUGAAUGUUCAAAUGUCUUAUUCUACGGGCUAUUUGAAAGUCUAUGGAUUCUGUCUUCUUAAGAAAUCUUUAUAGUGGCCCAAUUGUGUUUACUGAUUUUUAAUUAAUUUAUUAUACGGAUAUUGCUAGACAGCUACUAGACAGACAAAAUUAUAGACCUUGUAAAUUUGGCACAACAUCGCGCUCAUUUAAGUAACGCGUACUGAGGCGACAAAUGGGACAGAUUGCUAAUAUAUUUUUUGUGUUUUUACAAGGGCAGCCUACUGUAUAAGUGAAUUGAAUAAUCUAUGUGAUCCCUACACAAAGUCUACAGUUUUGUAUCGAUACUAAAACAUUACCAUUGAGAUAGGAUUACGAUUAACGUUGACAGAAUGGACUCCCAAAAAUAGCUUAUUAUUUUAUAAAUACCGUCUAAUAUAAGACCCAUAUAAAUUCAAUGUAAAUAUAGAAAUCUUAUUUCUUUAGUCAUUUUACUCUUCAGUAUCAGUAUUUUACUCUCUUUUAAGACUAAAUCGAUUAUUUUCAAGUAUUGGACGAAAAUACUCUUUUUUUCAAGUAUUGUUUUAAAUUCUUACAAUUAAGUAUUAUAGUUGUAUAGUCAUUUUGAAAUAAUUCUAGUUUUAAGUUGUUGAAAAAUCUUUUUAUGACAAUAGUAUUCGCUUUUAUUUAUUUUAGUUAAAAAAUGUAAAUAUUUGCCUUCGAUUGUUCAUUUACUGAAUAAAUAUUGACAUACGUUUA
This is a messenger RNA of Plodia interpunctella (Indianmeal moth), 4203 nucleotides long. RefSeq lists its product as uncharacterized. The record is from RefSeq and is a predicted model, not a curated record. The transcript is spliced from 4 exons. Lineage: Eukaryota; Metazoa; Arthropoda; Insecta; Lepidoptera; Pyralidae. The annotation marks the transcript as partial.